Lampris incognitus (smalleye Pacific opah) is the source of this 411-nucleotide messenger RNA. RefSeq names its product ribosomal protein L37 (gene rpl37). Lineage: Eukaryota; Metazoa; Chordata; Actinopteri; Lampriformes; Lampridae. Gene Ontology annotation, molecular function: RNA binding; structural constituent of ribosome. Gene Ontology annotation, cellular component: cytosolic large ribosomal subunit; ribosome. Gene Ontology annotation, biological process: translation. The record is from RefSeq and is a predicted model, not a curated record. The transcript is spliced from 4 exons. Bases 72 to 365 code for a protein of 97 amino acids.
GGAAGCAGUACGCGCUAUAAUGCGACACAACUUCCUUUUCCGCCCUCUUUUCGCGCAGCCACAGGGAAAAAAUGACCAAGGGUACAUCAUCUUUUGGUAAGAGGCGCAACAAGACGCACACUCUGUGCCGUCGUUGUGGAUCCAAGGCCUACCACCUGCAGAAGUCUACCUGUGGAAAGUGCGGCUAUCCAGAGAAGCGCAAGAGAAAGUACAACUGGAGCGCUAAGGCAAAAAGGAGGAACACCACUGGAACUGGCCGUCUGAGACACCUCAGGGUUGUCUACCGCAGAUUCAGGAAUGGAUUCCGUGAAGGGACCACCCCAAAACCUCGACGUGCUGCAGUGGCCGCCUCCAGCUCAUCUUAAAAGACACACUUUUCGUUAAAUAAAUGUGCUGUUGGUCUGAGUUUCA